Blastocystis hominis is the source of this 1128-nucleotide messenger RNA. RefSeq lists its product as hypothetical. The coding region runs from base 1 to 1128 and encodes 375 amino acids. Gene Ontology annotation, molecular function: catalytic activity; iron-sulfur cluster binding. The record is from RefSeq and is a predicted model, not a curated record. The transcript is spliced from 2 exons. NCBI's taxonomy places the organism in Eukaryota, Bigyra, Opalinata, Blastocystidae.
AUGCCACAGGAUCUGCACGAAUGUGAGCUAUAUAAGAAAAGCGAGGAAGGAGAGAAUAAGGUGGAAUGCUACUGCUGCAGCAAGCGUUGCAUCAUUGAGGAAAACUCUGUGGGUCAAUGCGGAGUCCGGUUCAACCAAAAAGGAAAACUGUAUCUUCUUGUUUAUGGACGUCCGUGCGCUGUUCACAUCGACCCCGUAGAAAAGAAACCGCUGUACCACUUUCUUCCCAAAACAUGGAUUCUCUCCAUUGGCACAAUCGGCUGCAAUUUCAAAUGCACCUUCUGCCAAAAUUGGGAUAUUUCACAGGCAGUGUGCAGUUUACGCGAAUCUCUCCAGAACAAGGAGACCGACAUCGAGGACGUGUACAACGAAUUCUGCGCGACGGAGCGCUACUACUCUCCAGAAUUCCUCGUAAACCAAGCGAAACAAAAGAAUUGCAAGAGCAUCGCCUUCACCUACAACGAGCCCACGAUUUGGGGCGAAUAUGCACACGACAUAGCGAAGCUAGCGCACGAAAACGGAUUAAAAUGCGUCUAUGUGACCAAUGGCGACAUGACCGAGGAGCAUCUCAAAUACAUCCAGCCGUAUGUCGACGCGCUCAACAUCGACCUCAAAUCCUGGAACCCGAAGUUCUACCGCCAGCUGUGCGGCGGGAACUUCCAGAACGUGCGUCGUAACAUCGAAUUGGCGGUGGAAAUGGGAUUCUGGGUGGAAGUGACGACGCUGAUCAUCCCAGGAGAGAACGACAGCGACGAGGAGCUGACGAAGAUCGCAGAGUUCUUGUACUCGGUGAAGCCGACGCUGCCUUGGCAUAUCUCAGCGUUUCACCCGGAUUAUAAGAUGAAAGAGAAGACGCGAACACCGGAAGCGACGCUGAAACGCGCGUAUGCGAUCGGGAAGAACGCGGGGUUGAAGAAUAUUUAUAUGGGGAAUGUGCAUUCGCAUGGGGCGGAGGAUACGUUUUGCUGUGAGUGUGGAGAGCGAUUGGUGAAGCGGGAUUGGUAUGAUGUGACGGUCGUGGGGAAGGAAGUGUUCGAUGGGAAGUGUCUGAAGUGCGGAGCGAAGCAGGACGGAGUGUGGGAGACGGAGAUGUGGAGUGUUUGUUUGAAACGAUUGAGAGAAAUAUGA